GCCCCGGCGCCCCGGAUGGGGAAGGAGGCGGGCUGCCGCCCUACCCCGGCCGCACACCCCUGGGACUCGGGGAAAUUGAUGUAUUGCCCUGCCUCAGAGAACAAACUCAUCCGUUGCAGGCCUAGCCUGGGUUGCUGCCUUUGAAAACAAAGGAAGGUCGGUAGAAUAUCAACUACAGCACAGCAUGGAAUUUCCAGAGAGGUCUUACUUCAAACCUUUAUAAAGAACCAUAACCACAUGGACUUCUGCGAGGGAGAUUGAACUGGCCUGAGUUGGAGGGAAAGGAUAAUGUGUGACCAACCAGUAACUAACACCAAGGAGGCCAGGUGGCAGAAGGUCUUGUAUGAGCGACAGCCAUUCCCUGACAACUAUGUGGAUCGGCGGUUCCUGGAGGAGCUCCGGAAAAACAUCUAUGCCCGGAAAUACCAAUAUUGGGCUGUGGUGUUUGAGUCCAGUGUGGUGAUACAGCAGUUGUGCAGUGUGUGUGUUUUUGUGGUUAUCUGGUGGUAUAUGGAUGAGGGUCUCCUGGCCCCUCACUGGCUUUUUGGGACUGGCCUGGCUUCUUCACUGAUUGGCUAUGUUUUGUUUGAUCUCAUUGAUGGAGGUGAAGGGCGGAAGAAGAGUGGGCGGACCCGGUGGGCAGACCUGAAGAGUGCACUAGUUUUCAUUACUUUUACGUAUGGUUUUUCACCAGUGCUGAAGACCCUGACAGAAUCUGUGAGCACUGACACCAUCUAUGCCAUGUCAGUCUUCAUGCUGUUAGGCCACCUCAUCUUCUUUGACUAUGGUGCCAAUGCUGCCAUUGUAUCCAGCACACUGUCCUUGAACAUGGCCAUCUUUGCCUCUGUCUGCCUGGCCUCACGCCUGCCCCGGUCCCUGCAUGCCUUCAUAAUGGUGACGUUUGCCAUCCAGAUCUUUGCCCUGUGGCCCAUGUUGCAGAAGAAACUGAAGGCAUGUACUCCUCGCAGCUAUGUGGGGGUCACACUGCUUUUUGCGUUUUCAGCCUUGGGAGGCCUGCUGUCCAUUAGUGGUGUGGGAGCGAUCCUCUUUGCCCUUCUGCUUGUUUCCAUCUCGUGUCUCUGCCCUUUCUACCUCAUUCGCCUGCAGCUCUUUAAAGAAAACAUUCAUGGGCCUUGGGAUGAAGCUGAAAUCAAGGAAGACUUGUCCAGGUUCCUCAGUUAAGUUAGGGAACUCCAGAUUCCAUUAUUAAGACAAGCUGAAAAACUAGCCUCUCAACUAGACAGAGUUCCAUUCUGGAAGUAGCAUGCUGAUGUGGGUGGGAGAACAGAGAUCAAAAGAAAAAGUUAAUCAAAGGCUGAGGUGGUGAAGGCCCUUAUCCUUUCUGUUACUCUGUGGAUGACAAAGCUUUGUGGGCCCUUUUGAAUUAUGGUCUCAUUUAUUAUUUGCUAUAACAAAUGAAUUGAUGAGGCUUCUAUUUAUUAAAAGAAACAACACAUC
Molecule: messenger RNA, 1458 nt
Organism: Orycteropus afer afer
Lineage: Eukaryota; Metazoa; Chordata; Mammalia; Tubulidentata; Orycteropodidae
Gene: PIGC
Product: phosphatidylinositol glycan anchor biosynthesis class C
Biological process (GO): GPI anchor biosynthetic process
Cellular component (GO): glycosylphosphatidylinositol-N-acetylglucosaminyltransferase (GPI-GnT) complex; membrane
Source: RefSeq, a predicted model, not a curated record